AGAGAUGUGGCCAUGUCUUGGCUAUUUAAAAAUAAGCGCACCAUGAGAGCCUGCUUAUUCCUCUGGGUUUUAUUGGAGCAGACUUUAGCGUCUGAAGCUGUUCAUAACGCCCGAAGGCUGGAGGGUGAACCGCUGGACAUGGAUUGUGUCGCAGAAGCCAGUGAACCUCUGAGGCGAAGGAUCGCUCCUUCAGAAAGUGUGCUCAACUACUCUGAAGAUGAAGAAGUCGUGAGAGCUGAGGCUGAGGGACGAAUCAAUAUCCCCGGACAGCUGAAUUUACGCACAGUUACUCUGACUCUUUCACAUUUAAGAGCCACAGACACGGGGCUUUAUGUCUGCGAUUUCUCGGGAGAUCCAUCAAAUCCGCUCUCGGUGAACACAACUCUCUUUCUGCUGGUGAAAGCGGCAGGUGAGUUGUGUUCCUGUAGGAGGUAUUCUCUGCUCAUCUAUUCCAUCACCGUAGGAGUGAGUCUGCUCCUACUCUCGGCCAUCGCUCUCUUUGUGACACAUUAUAAAAAGCCAUAUGCUGAGCCAGAGAGUCACACCACAGCUCCAAUUUACGAAGACAUGUCAAGUGUGAAAGGAAAAAGAAGCAGAGCAAACAGUCACUGGAUCUGUCCACCAGCCCCAGAAACAUCAGCCAUGCUGGAGGACCUCUACAGAUCCCCCAAACGGACAAAUGUGGAACAGCAUCAGGAAAAAGAGUCAUAAAAAUCAGCUUAACUGUGAAAUAUGUUACUGAAAUAUAUACAUUUCCACGGGCAUGAUAAAAUCUAUAACAUAUAUAUAUAUAUUCAUUUGAUCUUUCCUUUUCCCUUUUUUGGAUAAAUGGCAAAUAUAUUUAAAAAAAUAAAUGUUCUGUUGCCUCAGUUAAUAAAUGCCAUAAUAAAUAACAUAAUUGCUAUAAUUAUAACAAUAAAUAGUUGUUGUUCUUCCUUAAAA
Molecule: messenger RNA, 942 nt
Organism: Carassius carassius (crucian carp)
Lineage: Eukaryota; Metazoa; Chordata; Actinopteri; Cypriniformes; Cyprinidae
Exons: 4
Coding region: 13-711 (232 amino acids)
Biological process (GO): adaptive immune response
Cellular component (GO): membrane
Molecular function (GO): signaling receptor activity
Source: RefSeq, a predicted model, not a curated record